AUGAGGGUCUGGGCCUGCCUCCUCGCGGCUCUGAUGGGGAUCCAGGCUGUGGAGCGGCUGCGCCUGGCCGAGGGCCCCCACGGGUGCGCGGGCCGCCUGGAGGUGUGGCACGCCGGCCGCUGGGGCACCGUGUGUGACGACGGCUGGGACCUGCGCGACGCGGCGGUGGCCUGCCGGGCGCUGGGCUGCGGGGCCGCGCUGGCCGCCCCCGGGGGCGCCUUCUUCGGGGAGGGCGCGGGGCCCGUGUGGCUCAGUGAGCUGGCCUGCCGGGGCCGCGAGGGCCAGCUGGGCCUCUGUCCGCACCGGGGCUGGAAGGCCCACAUCUGCUCCCACGAGGAGGACGCCGGCGUGGUCUGCGCAGGUCAGCGUGUGGCCGACUCGAGGGACAGGGACGCGGCCCCUUUGCUCCCGGAUGGAGACCCCUGGCUGGGCCUGACGCGGGUGCUGAGCGCCAGCUCCGAGGAGCCCCCUGUCACCCAUGCCCCCCGCCUGGCCGGGACGCCCCAGAGCGGCCCCCGGAAGAAGAGCCCCCGGCCCCCCAAGCAGGCCACGUCCACCAGGGCCCCCGUGCUGACGGCUGGAGCCCCCCACCAGGAGCGGCUGCGCCUGGCCGAGGGCCCCCACGGGUGCGCGGGCCGGCUGGAGGUGUGGCACGCCGGCCGCUGGGGCACCGUGUGUGACGACGGCUGGGACCUGCGCGACGCGGUGGUGGCCUGCCGGGAGCUGGGCUGCGGGGCCGCGCUGGCCGCCCCCGGGGGCGCCAGGUUUGGGCCGGGCGCCGGGCCCGUGUGGAUGGAUGAUGUGGGCUGCGGGGGCGGAGAGCAGGCUCUGCGGGACUGUCCCCGCAGCCCCUGGGGCCGGAGCAACUGUGACCACAGCGAGGAUGCGGGGCUGGUCUGCACAGGCCCGGCCCCCCAGCUGCGCCUGGCCGAUGGCCCCCACGGGUGCGCGGGCCGGCUGGAGGUGUGGCACGCGGGGCGCUGGGGCACCGUGUGUGACGACGGCUGGGACCUGCGCGACGCGGCGGUGGCCUGCCGGGCGCUGGGCUGCGGGGCCGCGCUGGCCGCCCCCGGGGGCGCCUUCUUCGGGGAGGGCGCGGGGCCCGUCCUGCUGGACGAUCUUCGGUGCCGGGGAAACGAGUCAGCCUUGCGCUUCUGCCCGGCGAGGCCCUGGGGCCAGCACGACUGCCACCACCGCGAGGACGCGGGCGCCGUGUGUGACGGUAUGCCUCUCGGGCACGUCCCCCCCACGGCACCCGCCCCGGGCAGCGACAGCUCCGCACCCCGAGAGGCGCCGUCCGAGCCCCCGGCCCCCGCGCUGAGCCCGGCCCCGCCGACGGAGGGCGGCUCGCCCCGGCCCACCCCGGCCGGCCCCUGGGAGCCCGGACCCGAAGCCGGGUCCCCGCGGCUGCGCCUGGUGGCAGGGCCCAGCAGGUGCGCCGGCCGGCUGGAGGUGUGGCACGCCGGGCGCUGGGGCACUGUGUGUGACGACGCCUGGGACCUGCGGGACGCGGCCGUGGCCUGCCGGGAGCUGGGCUGCGGGGCCGCCCGGCCGCCAGACCCUGCCACUGGCCGCUUUGGCUGGGGCGCUGGGCCCAUCUGGCUGGACGAUGUGGGGUGUGUGGGCACGGAGGUGGCGCUGUCUGACUGCCCUGCUGCCCCCUGGGGGAAGCACAACUGUGCUCACAACGAGGACGUCGGCGUCACCUGCACUGGGGCCCCUGGCCUGGACUCCAUCUCGGACCCCUUCAGCUGGAGCUGGAUCCCUGGCCUGGGCAAAGAUCUGGACGCCUGGCUCCCCGGGGAGCUGGCCACUAAGCCCUCGGCCAGGCUGACCCCCCGUGUUCCCGAGAGAACCACCAAGGCCCCGGGCAAGACACCCAAGAGUACUAAGAAGUGGGCAACCAAAAAUGCCAAGAAGCCAACCUCCCAGCCCCCAGAGACGCCGGUCAGCAGGCAUUCUCGGGUCCCCGGCACACUGCGCCCCCUGGAACCCGCCUCCCGGGCCUCCACCAGCGUAAGCACGCAGGCCCCACAGACCACUGUGAUGAGGCCCUCCCGGCCCCCCAGGGGCCGCACCCCCAAGACCCGGGCCACGCUGGCCACGCCUGGUGCCCGGGACGGGAGCCCCCAGGCCUCCAGCAAGCAGACCCCCAUGGGCUCUGCGGAGCCGGCGACAGAGACCCCUGCAGGCUCGCCAGCGCCACCCAAAGACGCUGCCCCCACGGGGAGCCCCUCCGGGGGGCCAGGCCCGUUCCGGGUGCGCCUGGCCGAUGGGCCCGACCGGUGCGCGGGCCGGCUGGAGGUGUGGCACGCCGGGCGCUGGGGCACCGUGUGUGAUGACGGCUGGGGCCUGCGGGACAGCACCGUGGUCUGCCGGGAGCUGGGCUGCGGCCGCGUCCGGCCCCGGGUGGGCAAAACGCACUACGGCCCGGGGACGGGGCCCAUCUGGCUGGACGACGUGCGCUGCACGGGGGCCGAGGCCUUGCUGAGCGACUGCCCCGCCAGGGCGUGGGGGCAGCACAACUGCGACCACGAGGAGGACGUGGGGCUCACCUGCACAGGCUAUGCCGAUGCCGAGGACUACCCACCCUGGACCUGGGACCCCACCUCGGGGGAGGACCUGGCCAGGGGGACCACGGCUGUGGGGGUGCCUGAGCACGGGCUCCCCACGGGCGGCACUGGCAGCCCCGGGGCCCCCUCCCCAGCAAGCAGGAGCCUUCCAGAUACAGGUGAUGCCCGUGGUGAUGAGGCCUCCUGGACUUGGGACACACCUUCAGGAGGGCCCGUUGCCAAGGGGACCCCCACGGCAACCGUACCCGGACCCACUCUCACCGCAGGGACCACUGGAAGCCCCUCUGCAGCCCCGAGGGACCAUGGGGACACAGGUCCUGCGGGGAAACUGAGGCCCGAGCGCCGGCUGCUGCCGCCCACGGCGGGCAGGGCCGCACCCCCCACCCCCUCCCCGGCUCCCUCCACCUCGCCUGGACACCCGGGCCCACCACUGACCUCCGAGCCCGCGCCCCAGCGCAUCCCGGCUUCCACAGGGGAGGUGACCUCCGACCCUCCUGGCACGUGGCCCCCCAGCCCUGACCUGGCCUCCUGGAUGAACUCCGACCCCGGCUCCACUACCCCAGGCCUUACUUGGGCCACCCCCGAAGCCACCGCUUUAACCCGGGAGCCGUCACCCACCCCACCACCCACCUUGCGCAGAGAACCAACCUCCGGCCACUCUGUACCAGCAGGGGUGACCCGCCUCUCCCCCACCUCAGAGCCGACCCCAGAAUCUGACACGGCCCCAGGCUGGGUCGCAGCUCCGCACCCCAACACGGCCCCGGAAUCUUUUGGAUCCCAGGACCCGGCCACACGCCCUCUCCCCACCACCACCCUUCACUCCAACACGACCUCUCACCACUCAACCCCGCUUCUCCCCACCGCAGCCCCUCCUCCGGCCACAGCCCCGGACCCUGCCAUGCCCGCUCACCCCACUGCCACCAGCCCCCCGCUCCCCUCCACCCCGCAUCCCCCUGUGACACCGGCAGCCACUGCACCCACUGUGAGCACCGUCCAGGUCCCCUUGGGGACGGACAUCCUCGUACCAGCACUGGCCACCGAGCCCGGCCCGCACCCCCAGCUGCCCUCCACGGGGGCCCCUCACCCCUCCACACCCCAGACGUCCAGUCUGGAGCCCUCUCCAGCCUCUGAAGCCAGCCCCUCCAGGCCCUCUCCAGACCCGGGAAUGGACCCGCAGGUCCCCGAGGACGUCACACCGCCCAGAAGGCAGAGCUCCAAGCCGAGCCCGCUGCCCCCCCACUCCACCUUGGCCCCCACUGGGGACCCCACCCUCCCCCUCUCCCCGCUGGCUCACCCCUCCUCGGCCCCGCCCUCUCCUGACCCCCCGGCCCCCCUGCCAGCCCCUGAGCCCACAGGCCCCCUCGGCCCGUGUGUGGCCACCGUGCCGCCUGUCCGGGUCAUGGCCUGCGAGCCGCCCGCGCUGCUGGAGCUGGUGGCCGCCGUCAGGGACGUGGGCGGCCAGCUGCGGAGGCUGACCCAGGCGUUGGAGCAGGACCAGCAGGAGCGCCGUGCGCUGGGCUUGGGACUGACCCAGUGGGCCGAGGCCGCUCAGGGUCUGGGGCGGCUGGGCGAGGCGGUGAUGAGGCUGGCUGCGACAACCUGGCCCCCCAGCACCCCGGCCCCGGCCGCCACCACCCUGGAGGAGGAGGAGCGGCCUCUGAGGGGGGAUGUGUGAGGUGGAGGCGCCAAAGCUCAGCCCGUGUCGCCGUGAAGACAAGAUGGCCGCGCCGAGGGGGGUGGGCGGUGGGCCCGGGACUUGUAACCCAAUGUGACCUCAAUAAAAGCUCCCGUGAGCGCCUGGGGCCGGCCCCGCUCACGGGGGGAGU
Messenger RNA from Talpa occidentalis (Iberian mole), 4399 nucleotides. RefSeq names its product scavenger receptor cysteine rich family member with 5 domains (gene SSC5D). NCBI's taxonomy places the organism in Eukaryota, Metazoa, Chordata, Mammalia, Eulipotyphla, Talpidae. The coding region runs from base 1 to 4248 and encodes 1415 amino acids. The record is from RefSeq and is a predicted model, not a curated record. The transcript is spliced from 14 exons. Gene Ontology annotation, cellular component: membrane.